AACACAUUCAAGACGGAAUUUUUCAAACUCUAUUGCAGCACAAUAUCUAAUUUAUAUUCUAUCGAGCUUUAAAGCCUUUUAUAAUAAAAAAUAAAGAGGGUGCAAAAUAAAUAUAAAAUAAUAUAACCUUUAAUUAAUAAAAUGAGUGACAUGAAGAAUGGAAAUAAUUCAAUAAAAUAUAACACCAUGCAACGUCAGGGUAGUGACGAUUCAGUAGAGGUUCACGCUUUUGAUGAUUUGAAUUCGCUUGUCAAGAAUGAAAAUGGAUAUGAAGAAUCGGAAUCCCUUUCGUCUCUAUCAGCAACAUCUUUCAAUUAUAUUAAUUCAAUUGUUGGCAGUGGUGUUAUAGGAAUACCGUACGCUCUCGUCCGAGCUGGAUUUGGUCUAGGGUUAAUUAUAUUGGCAGUCGUAGCGCUCGUUACGGAUUAUAGUCUGACAUUGAUGAUCAAAACGGCUCAUUUAUCUGGUCGAUUCACUUAUCCUGGUGUAACUGAGAGUGCUUUUGGAAAAGUUGGAUAUUAUUUGUUAUCGCUUUUACAAUUUAUGUAUCCAUUCUUGGCAAUGAUUUCAUAUAAUGUCGUUGUCGGUGAUACACUUUCUAAAGUCCUAAUACGCUUUUAUCCACAUCUUGGAUCAUCAAUGGGUUCUGUACGAUUUUUUGUUGUCUUUCUUGUUACACUGUUUGUGACAACACCACUAUGUUUAUAUAAGAACGUUUCUCGUCUUGCAAAGAUCUCGUUUAUAAGUCUUGCCUCUGUAAUACUCAUCCUUUUGGCAAUCGUCUACAAAUUAUUCAAUGGUGAUUAUGCUAAUGUUCCACGUCCAAAAGACGCUUAUGCUUUUGCACAACCUGACAUCUUACCAGCUACAGGAAUUAUUGCUUUUGCAUUCUUUUGUCAUCACAGCACGUUUUUAAUUUAUCAAUCGAUGAAAGAAUCGUCAUUGGAACGAUGGGAAAAAGUAACUCAUAUUUCAAUUAGUUUUGCAUGGCUGGUUGCUACAUUGUUUGGCAUUGUUGGAUAUGCCACAUUCACCACACUUUCACAAGGCGACCUUUUAGAGAAUUAUUGCUAUGACGAUAUGAAUUUGGCGAGAGUACUUUUUUGUGUUAGCAUACUGCUAACGUUUCCGCUAGAAUGUUUUGUUGCACGAGAGAUUAUUCGAACGCAAAUUAAACGAUUCUACUCUCAUGAACUUGUUGAGUACGACAAGAAUGUUGAUCCAAAGGAGGCGAAGGAUGAAGACGGUAAUAAUUUAAUAAUCACAUUAUUUGUUGUCUUUGCUGCAUUCUUCGUAUCACCGACAAGUGAAUGUCUCGGACCUAUACUGGAAAUAAAUGGACUCUUAACAGCAAUUCCUUUAUCUUACAUUUUGCCUGGAUUAAUUUUCAUAAAACUCGACCCGCAUUCGUUAUUUAGUCGUGAAAAGCUUCCAGCAAUUUUCCUCGUUGUGUUCGGUUUGGCUGUUUCCAUUUCAGGCGUUAUUGUUCUACUGCCAAGCUUAUUUGAUCCCCAUCUUGAUUGUUCAACGGGAAUUAUAUUGGGUUACUGUAAGGAUGACGAUGUGCUGGUAAAUGCAACCGCAAGUCCUACGGCACGACUUCCAUUACCAAAAUUUAAAACUUAAACCCACAAAAACACUCUUUUGGUGUCACGAAAAAAGGACGAAGGUAGUAAAGAUAAGGACUUAUUGCUACAUUAUCAAAUGAAUAUUACCGUCUACAGAAACAUCCACAUUUAUCGUUUUACAAAUGCACACUUUAUUUAAAAUAAAAACAAUUACAAAGGAACUGCUCCUUGAAACUUUUAAAAUGGCCAAGUAACUUAGUGGAACAAUCUGAAAAAUCAAAGUCAUAUCAUUUUUCCGUAGUGGAAAUGGACGAUGAAAAAAAUAUUGAUAAAUUUUGUAAACAAAUGACUAAAAAACUUUUAUGAACAUUUAUUAGAAUUGAAGGAUAUAAAAGCUUGAAGUUGAUAUGAGAAAAUCUAUUUACAUAUAUGUAGAGGAAACAGAAGUUAUA
This is a messenger RNA of Chironomus riparius, 2020 nucleotides long. The record is from the annotation of a GenBank genome assembly. NCBI's taxonomy places the organism in Eukaryota, Metazoa, Arthropoda, Insecta, Diptera, Chironomidae.